Mangifera indica (mango) is the source of this 1804-nucleotide messenger RNA. RefSeq lists its product as uncharacterized. Lineage: Eukaryota; Viridiplantae; Streptophyta; Magnoliopsida; Sapindales; Anacardiaceae. The coding region runs from base 922 to 1680 and encodes 252 amino acids. The transcript has 2 exons. The record is from RefSeq and is a predicted model, not a curated record.
GAGCAUAGAAUAUGUUUAUUUUUUAUUUUCCUAUUGACUUUGCCAUAUCAUAUAAACAUUCUCUGCUUUUCUCUCUCUCUUUCUUUCGAAACAAACAGUAUCACAGUCAAGAUAAUAUAAAGAGUUAAAAGGCAGACCAUAUAAACCACCUUCUCCUCACUCUCUUAAUUAAUUUCGCCUUCCGCUAUCAACGCUUUUUCUUUCUUUCUCUGUCUCAGUUUUCAAACAAGUCCGUAAAAUCCCAUAUUCCUUAAUGGAAAAAGGGAAAAAUGAGACUAUGACAACCCAGCCGUCUCAAGCACCGCCACAAAAUACCGUCCGUAAACUUGUUUUGGAAGUAAUCGAGGCACGUGACUUACUUCCGAAGGACGGCCAGGGAAGUUCCAGUCCCUACGUCAUCGCUGAUAAGAGAAUAUUGUAUAAGGCAAGAAGUUUUCAGAUGUUUCGUUGAUUGUAAUGGAAAAGGAAUUCAGAGCAUCUCAUCAGGGCAGAGUGACGGUUAGGUGUUAAAUAUUAAUUGGAUGUGAGAUAGGAAUCGUGAGGGUCAGCUUUCUUGGCCACGGUGACUCAUAUAAUGUUCCUUUGCUUGAUUAGUGUUGAUUUCGUGGUGGCACGUACGCAUCCAUCUGUAUGUACUCCAUCACCGAAAUCUUAAUCUUUUGGUACACAACACAAGCAAAGAAUACUUUCUUUCCUCUCCCUAUUCCGAUUGUUAACUUCCAUGCAUCAAGUUUAGAAUAUUCGUGCCUCCUGGAAAACUGUGUGAACUUUAUCAGGUUUUUUCAUCACACGCAAAACAUGACCACAUUGAUCCAUGGUUUCCAUUUCUAUAAAUAAUUCUAAGCUCACACCCUCAACUAUCACUAAAACAUCGAUUUGUGAAGCUCCGUUUUUAACUUUUAAUAGAUUUAGCUCAUCAGCAUGGCAUACAUUGGAGGAGGAAGACGCCCUGGAGAAAGAACAUACUCGCAUAAACCUAUAAUUGAAGACUUUGUACCUUCUUCAGCUUGGACAGAGGACGCCAAUGGCCAUUAUCUCCUUGUGGAUCUUCCUGACUUCCGAAAGGAUCAAGUGAGGCUCGAGGUUGAUACUUCUUCUGGCAAUGUAAUGGUGAGUGGAGAGAGACUGACGAAUGAUAAAAGUAAAAUAAUACGUUUCGAGCAGACGUUUAAACUGCCACCAAAUUCAGAUAUGGACCAGAUCACCGGGAAGUUCGACAGCGAGAUUCUCUUUGUAACUGUGCCAAAAUUAGUGCAAGCAGAGAAGCAGCAGGAAGUCCCCAAGAGAGAAACCGAAAACAUCAGCAGCAGCAGCAAUAUUACAGAAGAAAUCGAAGAGGAAAUCAGUCUUCAUCAAAAACAGAAUGAUGAAAAUGUAAACAGCGAUCAUCCCCAAGUGCAUGGCAAAGAAGAACACGAUGAUGAUAAUGCAAAAUUGAAAAAUCAUGAACAAGAGCGCCGGUCUGAGAAGAAACAAAUGGAUUGCAGCCGGGUAGAUGGUUUCAGUAAAGAGGAGGUAGAGAAGUGGGCGAAAGAGACUAGUCAGGCGGGAUGGGCAAUCAAGAUACUGAAAAAAAACAAAGGAAUAGUUCUUACGGCCAUGAUAGCAUUCUGUUUGGGGGUUUACGUUUCUCGCAAGUUCGGAGCCGCUCUUUCACACGAGGCUGCCUCUUUUCAUUAAUUAGUUUGCAUCAUGCUAAACAUUUACAAAUACUAUUGGUCAUGUUGUUAUCUAUCUUUGUAAUCUCUGUACAUAAACCAAAAAAAAAAAAAAGUUCUCACGUGAAUACAAUAUAUUCCGACAA